UACGGGGCAGGAAAUGAUAAGUAUAAAUAUUUUAUAAUAACAAUGUGGCUGGAAUUAGAAUUUAAUGUGAUCAAAUAAUGCAAUAUGUACUACAUUGUAUUAUUUCUCACUAUUGUUAAGUUGCACGUCGCUCGGACAGGAUUACGCAUUAUUGAAGGCAGAGACGCCUCGGAUAGCGAGUUUCUCUACGUCGCUAGACUGGAGGCGGUCACCCUGAAGCCCAGUGCGAGACGCCGCCUCGACCGUGUCACCUUCUGCACGGGCUCUGUGCUGUCCGCUACGUGGACAUUAACUGCUGCACACUGCAUCCACUUUCUAGAAAAAUAUACAAAAAAUAAUCCUGAACACUACAAGUAUUUUGUUAGGAUUGGAAAUCAUAGCGAUCUGCCUAGCAAAAGUAGUAAUCACCCUGACGAUCAACAGUUCGAGAUAUUGUCAGUUCAUAAACAUCCUGCUUAUAAAGGACUUAUAAUAGAUGAAAAUAUAUUCAUAGAGAACGACGUAGGUUUACUGAACACGGCGUCAGUGACUCUGAAGGAGUUCCCGAAGAUCAGUGCGGUGGACUACUCAUCGGUGAGCGGCCACGAGGCGCUCGCGGUCGGCUACGGCAUCAACGUGGUUAUAACGAAGAAAGAUAGGCCCCUCCCACCGACUCGCAGGUCGCUGAAGGUAUUGGACCUUGUCGUAGUUAAGUGUCCGAAAAUGGGUCACAUGUACCCGGCGCUGUGCGUGGCGCACCGAUGCGGGCGCGCGCCCACCUUGUGCGGCGGUGACUCGGGCGGGCCGCUGCUGCACCCAUCCGGCAUCAUCGCCGUCGCCAGCGUCAACGAGGCCAGGAACUGCCUGGUGGAGGGCAAGCAGCGCAAUGACGUGGUGGGCGUGUGGACAGCUAUUAGCCCUUACAUUACUUGGAUCACACGACACAUUUUAGAAAAAAACAUGACCUGAUUAUAGUUUUAGGCAUACUGAAUUUUUAUCUAUUUAUUUUAAAUAAAGUAUCUGAUUACUGUUUCCUUCUA
Molecule: messenger RNA, 1019 nt
Organism: Trichoplusia ni (cabbage looper)
Lineage: Eukaryota; Metazoa; Arthropoda; Insecta; Lepidoptera; Noctuidae
Product: trypsin-3-like
Exons: 1
Coding region: 85-948 (287 amino acids)
Biological process (GO): proteolysis
Molecular function (GO): serine-type endopeptidase activity
Source: RefSeq, a predicted model, not a curated record